This is a messenger RNA of Salmo salar (Atlantic salmon), 3777 nucleotides long. The record is from RefSeq and is a predicted model, not a curated record. NCBI's taxonomy places the organism in Eukaryota, Metazoa, Chordata, Actinopteri, Salmoniformes, Salmonidae.
CGCUAAUGAUCGUGGGAAUUCAAUUGUGUAGCAUUAGCUAGUGGAAAUGAUUGUUGUUUAUGCUUGCUUGACUGCACAAUUAUAUGUUACGUUCUUUAGAUGCUAAAUUAGUCGGGUUGUUACAUCUAGCUAGACGUCUGUGCGUUUCAAAUUAACAUCUAGUCGUGGAAAAUGACGAACGUUAUUCAGGUGACAAAUGUCUCUCCGAGUACCACCUCAGAACAGAUGAGAACUCUCUUCGGGUUUCUUGGAAAUAUUGAAGAACUGAAGUUAUUUCCACCAGAUUAAGUGAAUCUUCCUUGCCUGUGACUUCACGUGUCUGUUUUGUAAAGUUCCUUGAGUCUGAGUCGGUUGGAGUGUCCCAGCAUCUGACCAACACUGUCUUUGUGGACAGAGCCCUGAUUGUCGUCCCAUUCGCAGAAGUUGUUUUUCCUGGUUCAGCCCUAUACACCAGGCCCUGCUGAAAAUGCCACCCAACAGUUUUGUCUUCUGCAGCUUAUCCUGUUUCUCAAGUGUCGUUUAUUUAUUUUUUUUCUCCGAAAAGAUGAAACCUUGUUUGAUUUGAAAUGAGCUUAAUUUUAGAUUGCACACCCAUGGACCAUCUCAUAAGAUUUUCGUUUUUAUUUCACUAUUGUAUAGUUUUUUUUCUUCAGCAUUGGGCACAUAGUUAACCAUUUCUAUUUGGGCUUUUGCUGGCAUUUUCCCUUUUUUGUCAGAGCCUACUCAGUACUCUUCGGCAGGUAGCCUCGAGGUUAGUUUGGGCCAGUUCGAAUACCAGAGCCGACAAGGUGAAGAAAGAAAAAGUCUGUUGCUUUGCCCUUGAACAAGGCACUUAAUCCUAAUUGCUCCAGGGGCGCUGUACAAUUGUGACUGUGACCCCACUCUCGGGGAAUUGGGAUAUUUAGAAAAAUAAACACAUUUUCAAUUACACACUUGUGAGUAACAGGAUGAAAUAUAAACAACCCCCAAAUUAUUAUAUAUUAUUCUUUCAGUUAGUUGUAAGUUACAUUUUACAACACUGUACAUGAGUGGUAUCCUACGAAGCGUGUUUGAGGAGUUGUCGAAGUAACUUGGUCAAGUCAGGAUAACCAGUCAUACGAAACCGCCUUUUAGCCAGGUAAAUUUCUAUGGCAACAGAUCCUAACCAGCUCCAGGGCAGGCCAACUCCACUUACCCUGAAUGAAAUGACUGAGCAACGAGUUGAGGACCAAUUAAAUCUGAUUCCCUCCCUCUUGCAUAGAUUGCGUCAUCCGCUUCAUUUGAGGAAGACAAUUGAUUCAGUAUUUUUAUUAAUCAAAUGUUUUUGUGUUAAAAAUAGUCAUGUUAAUAUAUCACAUUACACAUUUAGUAAUGACAGAAUGCAUUUUUUUACAUUUCAGCGUUUGCUUAGCCAUGUGUGACAUAGACACGCAGAUAUAGGCCUGCUAGAGUUAGAGGCAGGCGGACGGGCAAUAUCCACCUUUUGUAGUAUGGAUGAAGCCGGAGGUGGAAUGUGAAGCUAACUAAUGCUGGUUAGCUGUAGAAACCCCUGAGUAGAUCUAGCUUGCUUCGUAGUAUACCCCUCUGGUGAAUACAGUAGCCAAUCAACAGUGCUGUAGGCUCUUUGGAAGAAAGAAGCCACCAGCAAAAGCCCAGAAAACAGAAUUUGGUUGAGCCUUUUUCUGUUUGGUUUGUUUUGUAAUGGUAAGUGUUUUUCGGCAAAAGUAGUUACCUUUUCCCUGAACUUUGUUUUGUGUAUCUUGAUGUUUUUGUGUGCUUUGUAGCGAAGCAGCCGUCACGAGUCGCUUGUUCAUAAAACAUCUAAUGAAACUUGAGAGCACAUCCCACUGGACAACUGGCUGUGCUUGCUUACGUUUGGUUCAUGACUUAGAAAAACAAGUUCAGGAGUGAUUCCUGAUGAGUCUAAAGCUCUGUCACUGCUGGCACCAGCGAACGCCGUGGCAGGAUGCAUGCCUGGAGGAGGCCUUCUCCCCACUCCAAAUCCUUUGGCAUCCAUGGGAGGCGUACCUCUUUCAGCUCUCGGAAAUCCGAACAUGGAUCACAUGGCUGCCAUGGGCAUGUCUGGCAACAUCAACCCCCAGACCCUCUCUGCUGACUUUUUGAAGCUUAUGCAGUCCAUGGAUCCUACUAAGAUGAAUCCAAUGGCUGCUGGUAUGAUGAUUAAUUCUGGUAUGAAGAAUGACUCCAACAAGGAGAUAGAGGAGGCCAUGAAGAGGGUCAGAGAGGCCCAGUCACUCAUCUCUGCCGCUAUCGAGCCUGGAAAUAAGAAAGACGACAAGCGCAAACAUUCCCGCUCCAGGUCCCGGUCGAGGCGGAGGAGGUCCAGGUCUCGUCACAGGCGAUCAAAGAGCAGGUCUCGACGGAGGUCCCACUCGAGGAGCAGGAGGCGGUCGAAGAGCCCCCGCAGACGGAAGUCCCACUCCAGAGAGAGGGGUAGACGCAGCAAAUCCAGGGAUAGGAGGAAAGAAGAGAAAUCCAAGAAGCGCUCCAAGACGCCGCCCAAGAGCUACAGCAGUACCAGGAGGUCUCGCAGCAUCAAUCGGAGACGUAGAAGAAGCCGCAGCGCCUCUAGGUCACCGAAGAAGUCCAGGUCCCCAAAGAGGAAACUGUCCCGGUCCCCUUCCCCUAGAAGGCACAAGAAGGACAAAAAGAAGGACAAAGAGCGAGAGAAGGACCGUGAGAGGGAGAGGAAAGACGUCAGAGAUCGGAGCCGAGACGAAAGAGAACGCUCCACUAGCAAGAAGAGCAAAGACAAGGAUAAGGACCGAGACCGCAAAUCUGACAGUGAGAAAGGAGAUGUCAAGAACGCUUUGCUCUUGAAGGUGACCAGGGAUUACGAUGAGGAGGAGCAAGGCUAUGACAGUGGAAAAGAGGGAGAGGUAGAUGACGAAGAGGAGAGGAAGAGCGACUCAGAUUCUGCAUCUCCCCCAAAGCCCCAGGAGUCUGACGAGAAUCUUGCAGGGGAGAGCGGCAAGAAGUCCAAACAGAACGGAGAUGACCACCAUGAUGAGGAAGACAUGGAGAUGAGCGACUGAGUACGCCCAGGGAAACCCAGCCAGAUGAUGUCACUGAAAACCGACAUAGGCUCCAUUCCCUACCGUUGUCUUUUUAAAGGCGCCUAGAUAACGUGUCUGAUCUUUUAAAUGAAUACUUAUGGGGGUCUGGUGGGUUGUAGUCCUAUUGGGGAAGAUGUACAGUUUUUAGAGUUAUAGACACUUUCCAUCUCUAGACUGGUUAGGGAAAAUAUUGUUCCUGUUUGAAAUAGCCAGUUUAUUUCUGUAGUGGACCGUGUCUGGUGAGCAUGUGUAGGAAUUCUGUCCCAAAUGAUUUUUGCAAAAAAUAAAAUGUCAAAUUGCUGUACUUUUAAGUUGAAGGGCCUGUUGAAUGUGAGGGGUUUUGAAAGUGAUUUCCUUUUUUGGCCUCAAAGAUUUUAUCUAUCUUGAACAUAGAGGAACUGUUUUCUCCUAAAUGACUCACUGAACUUAUGUGUACUUAAACCUUUUACAGGACAGGUUGUUUGCCCCUCGCCUACUCAGACUGUUAAAUCGUAUUUAGCCUGGUACCAUUCUGGUUUCGGUGCAGUGCAGCUUUCUAUUCUUUGUUGUAAUCUUGACAAAUUGACUCAAUCUGUAAAGCACUUAAUACUGUUGUAGACAUACCCUUCCACCCGUGAUGAUAUACUGUAGAUCCAAAUCAGUGUUUGGAUUAUUAUGAUGGAACACCCUGUACUGUCUACAUGUUUAACAAAGGAAAGUCUAAUAAAACGUGGUCAAAAUA